Molecule: messenger RNA, 1643 nt
Organism: Colletotrichum phormii
Lineage: Eukaryota; Fungi; Ascomycota; Sordariomycetes; Glomerellales; Glomerellaceae
Exons: 1
Coding region: 1-1269 (422 amino acids)
Molecular function (GO): FAD binding
Source: RefSeq, a predicted model, not a curated record
AUGUCUUCCCCUUUGAAGAUUCUUAUCAGCGGUGGUGGAAUCGCUGGAGGGUCCCUCGCCUUCUGGCUGGUCAAACUCGGCCAUGAAGUCACCGUGGUCGAAUGGUUCCCUACUCUCCGCGCUACAGGACUUCAAAUUGACCUCCGGGGCCACGGCAUUGAAGUCUUGAAGCGAAUGGGUCUCGAAGAGGCAUUCCGCGCCAAAUCGGUCCCCGAGCAAGGUCUCCAGUUCGUCGACAGUUCCGGCAGGAGGCGAGGCCACUUUCCGAUGAACUAUUCGGGAAACGGAGUGCAAGACUUUACCUCCGAGUAUGAGAUUAUGAGAGGAGAUUUGUGUCGCCUCUUCUACGAUGCCACCAAGGGCCGCGCCAAGUACAUAUUUGGUACUUCCGUGGAAAGCUUCGACCAGAGUAACGGUGGCGUAAAUGUACGCUUCAAGGACGGCAAGACGGAUCAUUACGACCUGCUGGUCGGUGCUGAUGGACAAGGAUCACGUACGCGCAAGAUGAUGCUGAAGUCCGAAGCCUCUGACGGGUUUUACCCGCUCAGGGGUAUUCAUGCCUCUUACUUCACGAUCCCGCGACUGAUCGAGAAGGGCGAAGAGUACUACUCUACGGCUUAUUUUGCGACCAAUAGCCGGAUAUUAAUGACUCGAAGACACAGCCCGGAAGCGAUUCAGGCGUACGCUUUCUUCACAUCUCACGAUGAGGAGUUUCAAACCGCUCGGCGAACUCACGGGAAGGAGGUGAAGGACGUUGUUGCGAAGGCGUUUAAGGGCGCAGGAUGGCAAGUGGACCAUUUCCUGGAUGCGAUGAUGGAUUCCAAAGACUUUUACUGCGAGCAAAUCGGCUUGGUCAAGAUUGACCACUGGUCCGAGGGCCAUGUCGCCCUUCUCGGAGACGCGGCGUAUGGCCCAUCAUCCAUGACGGGUAUGGGCACAACGUCGGCGAUUGUCGGCGCCUACGUCUUGGCUGGAGAGAUCGGGAAAUGCUGCGGAUCUUCACGGGGCCAGGACGGCAUUGAAACGGCUUUAGACGAAUACGAAAGAAAGAUGCGACCUUUCAUGGAUCAAGUGCAGGAAGGUAUCACCGAUGACGCUCUCGUCUAUAAGCUUUGGCCGACUGGACCGAUAGGGAUGGCUAUCUUGUACUGGAUUAUUGGAAUUGUCUCUUUCUUCCACAUGAACCUUGGCAAGUGGGUUCUGAAGGAGAGUGCGGUGAAGUGGAAUUUGCCAAACUACGAGGAAUUGAGGCUUGAUGAGGCUCAUUAGAGUAGCCUGAAAAUUUGAGUAGGCAGACACGGCACGGUAGGGUAGGAUUCUGUUCGAUUGUUCGAUUUGUACAUUAUCAGACGAGACGCAGCUCAGCCUGAAUAGAUAUUGUUGGUUCACGGGGUCGUAUACGACAAAUAGUGGUGGCAAUUAUCACUCGUCUGUUGGUGAUCCUAUUGCUUGUUCUUCUUGUUGUUCUAUCUUACAUUGUAGGCAGGAGUCGGUCGAAGUAGGUAGUGACGGCCUGGGUGGUUGCCCCACCCUUAUCCGGCCGUGAUGACUAAGCCAGUUGUCCCACUUCGCCCAGGGCAGGUGCCAGCCAGCCCAUGGUACCUGCCUAUUACUCCUUAUCAGCCUUUGCUGUUCCAACACUU